UGAUCUAUUCACACUGCAGCACAGACUCUACUCUCACCUUUCCAUGUUUUAGACAUGCUGUGCUGGAUUCCCUGCUUCUUUCUGGGCUUUUUAUUUUGGGGCUCAGCUCAUGGGGUUCCCCAGACAAACGCCCGCCCCGACGUCACAGACCAGGAGCUGUUCUGGGGUUCUGACCAGUACGACUUUGCUAUAGUGCUUCCUGCUGCUGGGUUGGAGUGUUUCUGGCACUUUGCUCACCAUGGAGAGAGAUUUUACUUGAACUUCAUGGUCCAGUGGGUGAUGGGAGUCGGUCAUGACAGACACCUGUCUGUCACCGUCAACGCUCCGAGUGAUCUGUUGCUGUCUACUAUUGAUGAUGCAAAAGGCCAGAUCAACUUUGAGGCUGCAGAAUCAGGUUUCUAUCAGAUGUGCUUCAGCAACUUCCACAACCGCUUUGGCGCGAUGCAGAUUUCCCUCAGCUUUGGUGUUUACUAUGACACCUACCAAGAUCCCUCAAAGAGCGAGGAGGAGGAGAAGAAGAAGAAGGAGGAGAUCAGCAAAGAGCUGAACAACACACUGAGCGUCAUCGAGAUUACGACCCACAAAGUGGAGACCUACGUCUUUCACAUGUUCCGGUACUACGGCUUCAGCCGAAUGAGAAAGAGCGUCGACUACUUCCUGCUGCAGUCCAACUCAAAGUACAUCACCUGGUGGUCGAUGGCCCUCAGCCUCCUCAUCGUCACCUCUGGGUACCUGCAGCUACUCUUCCUCAAAAGCCUCUUUGUCAGCAAUACCGGCACAGAGGGUGAGAAACCUCGAUGCUGAUAGACUCAAACGAAAACCAAAAGAAAAAGAAUUAAAAAAAUAAAAAUGUCUGGAUUUGUGUGGAGGAACAGCAGACACGAACGAAUUCAAAAGCAGUGAUGAUUCCUUCUCCUUGAAUGAAUAAAUAUUAGAAAUAAUCAUGUUAA
This is a messenger RNA of Oreochromis aureus, 950 nucleotides long. It is a transcript of the gene tmed6, whose product is annotated as transmembrane p24 trafficking protein 6. Gene Ontology annotation, cellular component: endoplasmic reticulum-Golgi intermediate compartment; Golgi apparatus; endoplasmic reticulum. Lineage: Eukaryota; Metazoa; Chordata; Actinopteri; Cichliformes; Cichlidae. The record is from RefSeq and is a predicted model, not a curated record. Bases 55 to 804 code for a protein of 249 amino acids. Gene Ontology annotation, biological process: intracellular protein transport; Golgi organization; endoplasmic reticulum to Golgi vesicle-mediated transport. The transcript has 4 exons.